AUGAAUAAGCAUCCAGUUAAUGUAAAACAAACUAAACCUCACAAAGAAAGUGUACAUGUGGAUUUGAUAGAAAAUGGAAUGAAUAAGCGUCCCUGUUCAGAUUCAACUUUAUCCAGGAUGAAGAAAAGGCUGAAAUGUAAAAGUGAAAGCGACAUUACUUUUGAUAUAAAUACAAUGAAUUCUCAUUCUCAGGUAGAAAAUGAAGAUAUUCCACAGAAAGGUUGGAAAAGAAAGAGAGAAAAAAGUUAUCCAUUUUCAUGUUCCCUUUGUAAAGCAACUUUCUGUACAGUGAAUUCUUUACUGCAACAUAAAAAUGAAUGUGAAAGUAAUCAGAUGAAAAAGGAAGACCAGAAAUCAGAAAUUAUAACCAAAAAUAACAGACAUUUAAUAACACAGUUUAAUUUGAGUAAAAAUGUACAUUUUGAUAUUAUAAAAACUGGUGUUGGUGUUGUUAGGUGUAUAUUAUGUGGGAAUGAUAAUGAUUGUUUUGAAGAUUUUUCUUAUCAUGCUAAAUCUAAGCACUUUCCUUAUCAGUGUCUUGUCUGCCCUGCGUUCUUUUCAAAUAUGGUUGAUUUGUGUCAACAUUCUAUUGCCUGUGUAUAUAUAAAGGGUCAAGGGUAUCGCUGUUCAGUCUGUCAGAAAAUAAUUCAUUCAAGCAAGCUCCUGCGUGUGCAUUGUGAAGAUUAUCAUACAGUGUAUAUAUGUUUUCUAUGUAAUUCAGAGUUUGAUGACCAAAAAACCCUAGAUUUACACAGGCAGACAUGCUCUUAA
This is a messenger RNA of Mytilus trossulus (common blue mussel), 771 nucleotides long. Its product is annotated as putative zinc finger protein 730. Bases 1 to 771 code for a protein of 256 amino acids. The record is from RefSeq and is a predicted model, not a curated record. The transcript has a single exon. NCBI's taxonomy places the organism in Eukaryota, Metazoa, Mollusca, Bivalvia, Mytilida, Mytilidae.